GCGGGGCCGGCCGGGGGGCGGGGCCCGGCGGCGGGGGAGGCUGUUUAAAGUGGCGCUUGCGGGAUGGCGGAGCCGGCGGACUAUCCCCCGUUCCAGCUGGGGAAGCCGCGCUUCGAGCAGACUUCAUUUUAUGGCAGAUUCAGGCACUUCCUGGACAUCAUCGACCCCCGCACCCUCUUUGUGACCGAGAGCCGCCUGAAGGAAGCGGUGCAGCUGCUGGAGGAUUACAAACACGGCACUCUGCCCCCAGGAGUCACCAACAAAGAGCUGUGGGGAGCUCAAAAAAUCAAACAGGCCAUCAUCCACCCCGACACCAACGAGACCAUCUUCAUGCCUUUCCGAAUGUCAGGUUACAUCCCCUUUGGAACGCCCAUCGUUGUUGGUCUCCUCCUGCCCAACCAGACCCUGGCCUCCACUGUGUUUUGGCAGUGGUUGAACCAGAGCCACAACGCAUGUGUGAACUAUGCAAACCGCAACGCGAGCAAGCCUUCUCCGACAUCCAAGUUCAUCCAGGGCUACUUGGGAGCUGUCAUAAGUGCUGUCUCAAUAGCAGUGGGCCUUAAUGUUCUGAUCCAGAGAGCAAACAAGUUUACCCCGGCCACUCGGCUGCUGAUCCAGAGGUUUGUGCCAUUCCCCGCCGUCGCCAGUGCCAACAUCUGCAACGUGGUCCUGAUGAGGCACACGGAGCUGGAGGAAGGAAUCGAUGUGCUGGACAAUAACGGGAACAUCGUCGGCUCGUCCAGGGUUGCUGCCAAACACGCCCUGCUGGAAACAGCCCUGACCAGAGUGGUCCUGCCCAUGCCUAUACUGGUUCUACCUCCCAUCAUCAUGUCCGUGCUGGAGAAGACGCGGCUGCUGAGGGCCCGGCCCCGGAUGCUGCUCCCGGUGCAAAGCCUCGUGUGCCUCGCUGCCUUUGGCCUGGCCCUGCCGCUGGCCAUCAGCCUCUUCCCGCAGAUGUCCGAGAUCGAGACGUCCCAGCUGGAGCCGGAGAUCGCCAUGGCCACCACCAGUAAGACUGUGGUCUACAACAAAGGCUUGUGAGGGGAAGAGGAGCACCCCAGCCCAGGAGGUCUGGGGAGGGAAGAGGGGAAGCUCCAGCCCUGGGAGAAAGCAAACAACAACAAGAAGAUGAAAUAACAGAGCUCAGUGAUAGGAACCGCUCCCGGCAGCCCGGGAGUGAACUAACACCUGCCGAGAACUGACACCUCACACCACUCAAAAAGAUCCAUAUUAAAAGUUUUAACUUAGCAACAGGAGCAGCAACUACAACAAAUAAAAUCACGUUGAACCACUUUA
This is a messenger RNA of Passer montanus (Eurasian tree sparrow), 1296 nucleotides long. RefSeq names its product sideroflexin 5 (gene SFXN5). The transcript is spliced from 14 exons. The coding region runs from base 64 to 1041 and encodes 325 amino acids. Lineage: Eukaryota; Metazoa; Chordata; Aves; Passeriformes; Passeridae. Gene Ontology annotation, biological process: citrate transport; monoatomic ion transport; mitochondrial transmembrane transport. Gene Ontology annotation, molecular function: monoatomic ion transmembrane transporter activity; citrate transmembrane transporter activity. The record is from RefSeq and is a predicted model, not a curated record. Gene Ontology annotation, cellular component: mitochondrial inner membrane.